CCUCAAGAUGGCUUCUCGACCUACCGUCACCAUCUUGUCCGCCGAUGGCAAGGCCACCGGUGCGACCCAUCCUCUGCCCAAGGUCUUCACUGCGCCCAUUCGACCGGAUAUCGUUCAGACUGUCCACACUGGAAUGGCCAAGAACAAGCGUCAACCAUAUGCCGUGAGCGAGAAGGCUGGUCACCAAACCUCUGCUGAGUCCUGGGGAACUGGUCGUGCUGUUGCCCGUAUCCCUCGUGUCUCUGGAGGAGGAACUCACCGUGCUGGUCAAGCUGCUUUCGGUAACAUGUGCAGAUCUGGUCGUAUGUUCGCACCCACCAAGGUCUGGAGAAAGUGGCACCAAAAGAUCAACCUCGGACAGAAGCGAUAUGCAACCGUUUCCGCCCUGGCAGCAUCCUCCGUCCCAGCCCUCCUCAUGGCCCGCGGUCACCAAGUCACCACCGUCCCCGAAGUCCCCCUGGUCAUCGACUCCAAAGUCUUCGACGCCGCCGCCAUCGCCAAGACAUCCGCCGCCCUCGCCCUCCUCAAAUCAGUCGGUGCUUCCGCAGACGUCGACAAGGUCAAGAACUCCCGCAAGCUGCGCGCCGGAAAGGGCAAGCUCCGCGGCCGCCGCCACAAGCAACGCCGAGGCCCCCUCGUCGUCUACGACCCCUCCGUCGACGGCAUCGAGCUCUCGCGCGCCUUCCGCAACAUCGCCGGCGUCGAGACCUCGUCCGUCUUCGCGCUGAAUCUCCUGCAGCUCGCUCCCGGCGGCCACCUCGGACGCUUCAUCAUUUGGACCUCCGCCGCGUUCAAGGCCCUCGACACCAUCUACGGCAGCACGACCGUCCCGUCGGCGCUCAAGAAGGACUUCCUGCUCCCUAGCCCGGUCGUCCAGCAAGCAGACAUCGGCCGCCUGAUCAACAGCAGCGAGCUGCAGUCCGUGAUCCGCGCCGCGAUCGGCCAGGCUCGCACCAAGCGCGCUGGCGUCCAGAAGAAGAACCCCCUGCACAACAAGCAAGUCCUGCUACGUCUCAACCCGUACGCGGCCGGUUACAGCAAGGAGAAGCUCGGUACCAAGGGUUUGGGAGCGGGCAAGCCGGAGCGAGCUACUGGUACGCAGUUUGCGAAGGUGUUGAAGGAGGAUUAGAGGGUGGUCUAUCUGUCUUUCUGGCGUAUCUUUGCUUGCUGGCUUUGCGGUUUGGGUGAGGGAAUGAGACCUUGCGAGAAAAAUGCAUGGGUGUCAUUCUGAAUGAAUGAAGGAAGGCUAGCUGGUUACUUUGCGUAAUGAAAACAGUUGCCUAUGGCUUGGACUCUUUCUGUGUGUGUUGUGAUGACAAUUUCAAGUUUCUGCUUAACAAGUGGAUGUAAGGUUUGUGCUUCUGACUUGUAAAUUUUACUAUGUAAUGACGCCUGAUCUGGCGCUCAAACCUCAAGGUAGUCUCAAUAGUAACUACCAAAAUUCUUACUCGCAG
This is a messenger RNA of Mollisia scopiformis, 1454 nucleotides long. Its product is annotated as 60S ribosomal protein-like protein L4. The record is from RefSeq and is a predicted model, not a curated record. NCBI's taxonomy places the organism in Eukaryota, Fungi, Ascomycota, Leotiomycetes, Helotiales, Mollisiaceae. Gene Ontology annotation, biological process: translation. The transcript is spliced from 4 exons. Gene Ontology annotation, cellular component: ribosome; cytosolic large ribosomal subunit. The coding region runs from base 8 to 1129 and encodes 373 amino acids. Gene Ontology annotation, molecular function: structural constituent of ribosome; RNA binding.